CACUGUGUUCCGGUGGCUGUUUGUCUUAUUAAAUGGACAUCGAUCGGAUGCAGCGCCGUGGAGGAACUAUAGAGGAGCAAAGCCCAUGGGGGUAAUGAGACUCACAUCUCGCUCUAAACUGAAGCGGCGGUACUAGCAUUGAGGUAUCAUAUAAACACCAAAACACGGCGGGUGGGGCAUUUUCGGCCUGCCUUUCCCCGCCAUCUUCACCGUCUGCGCCAUUUUUCAUCCACUCGCUUUGUCGUCCGUCAUCAUGAACCACCACGUUGCGGCCCGUGCCCAUCCCCUGCUUACCCAGAUCCGGAAUCUCCUCAUGGACGACCGCGUGAUGGUGCGCCUACCUCACUCGAACAUCUGGGUCGCGGGCGUUGUAGUGUCCGUGCUGCAGUACUUCAACGCUAUUCGCAGCGACGGGUAUCGGAUCGAGUAUAGCUCCAGAGGCGGGUGGCAUGUCGAGCUCUUCCCUGCCUCCCCCGAUCAUAUCCUACCGGCCACGCGUGGGCCUCCGCCUGCUCACGCAGACGACCGUAGUGCUGGAUCAGCAAGACGUCAGGCCUAUUGAGAGAAUUGGUUCAUGACGGACCUAGUUCAACGUUAAAUCGGCGCGGUGACUCUG
Molecule: messenger RNA, 616 nt
Organism: Schizophyllum commune H4-8
Lineage: Eukaryota; Fungi; Basidiomycota; Agaricomycetes; Agaricales; Schizophyllaceae
Exons: 5
Coding region: 254-562 (102 amino acids)
Source: RefSeq, a predicted model, not a curated record